AUGGCUGCCCCUAGUGAUCAAGGCAAAGAAGAUCAAUGGUCCCAGGAGGACAUGCUCACUCUCCUGGAAACCAUGAAGUCCAUUCUGCCCAGCCAGGACAGUUUAAAGUUCAAAACCACAGAGUCUCAACUUGACUGGAACAAGCUGGCCUUCAAGAAUUAUACGGGACCCGUGUGUCGUCAAAAGUGGAUUGAGAUCUCAACUAAGGUGAGGAAGUUCCGCACUCUCUCAGAAGUUAUUCAAAGUGCAGAAGAACAUGUGAAGAACAAAUAUAAAGGAAAAAAACUGAAGAAACACCCCAAAUUCCCCAAGAUUCCCCUCACAUCCUAUAUGCGCUACUUUGUGGAGAACAGGGCCAAAUACGCUAAGCUACAUCCAGAGAUGGGCAACGUGGACCUAACCAAGAUGCUGUCCAAAAAGUAUAAAGAGUUACCAGAGAAAAGGAAGAUGAAAUAUAGUCAGGAUUACCAGAGAAAGAAGCAAGAAUUUAAGAGGAACCUGGCAAAAUUCAGGGAGGAGCACCCAGACCUCAUGCAGGCUACAAAGAAAACAGACGUCCCUGAAACACCAAAAACAGCUGAAGAAAUCUGGCAGCGGACUGUAAGGAGGGUCAGGCUGAAUAACCGAGCUAAAGCUAUCACGUGCAUGGAGUCCACUUGGUUGAACAUGGAAGAAAAUAAGAAGAUCAUAUGGAUUAAAAAAGCUGAAGACCAGAAACUAUCUGAGAUGUUGUAA
Molecule: messenger RNA, 735 nt
Organism: Bufo gargarizans (Asiatic toad)
Lineage: Eukaryota; Metazoa; Chordata; Amphibia; Anura; Bufonidae
Product: nucleolar transcription factor 1-B-like
Exons: 9
Coding region: 1-735 (244 amino acids)
Source: RefSeq, a predicted model, not a curated record